Messenger RNA from Fusarium musae, 282 nucleotides. RefSeq lists its product as uncharacterized. The transcript has 2 exons. NCBI's taxonomy places the organism in Eukaryota, Fungi, Ascomycota, Sordariomycetes, Hypocreales, Nectriaceae. The record is from RefSeq and is a predicted model, not a curated record. Bases 1 to 282 code for a protein of 93 amino acids.
AUGCGUGCUCACGAUGCUAUGCAGAGCGAGGAAGCCAAUGAUGCUGCUUGGGAGGCUGCAAGAGGAGGUGUUGCUGGUGCAGUCAAGUGGGGAAUAGGUGCCGCAGUGUUGGGUGCUGCCGGGUAUUUACAAAUGUGCGGCAUGGUGCCUGGGGCCAUGAUCGAGGCAGACUCACGGCUCAGAGCUUACGAGCACCGAGUGAGAAUGCAGCGGCGGUUGAUGGGAGACAGGGCUAAAUGGGAACGGUAUGAGGAGGAAUUUAUCAAAGGUGAUGGCAAGUGA